Messenger RNA from Nannospalax galili (Upper Galilee mountains blind mole rat), 1457 nucleotides. RefSeq names its product vesicular glutamate transporter 2. The annotation marks the transcript as partial. Gene Ontology annotation, molecular function: neurotransmitter transmembrane transporter activity; L-glutamate transmembrane transporter activity. The transcript has 7 exons. Lineage: Eukaryota; Metazoa; Chordata; Mammalia; Rodentia; Spalacidae. Gene Ontology annotation, biological process: monoatomic anion transport; transmembrane transport; neurotransmitter loading into synaptic vesicle. Gene Ontology annotation, cellular component: excitatory synapse; synaptic vesicle membrane. The record is from RefSeq and is a predicted model, not a curated record.
CCGCCGGGCGAAGGGAGGACACUGGGGAAGGCCGGGGACUAAACAGCAGCGUAGCUCGCUCACCUGAGGCCUGGGAAGGUCCCAUGAGUUUUGCAAACGCUGAGCUCCAUCAGCAAAGGCAUCGUUUUAGAAAGUAGUGUCUUUUGAUUUUGCCCUGACACAAGGGCUCGAUGACAUUUCCGGUCCCUCUGAUUAAAAACCAGUAGAUUUUAUUGCAAUAAACCUUAAAAACCGGGAAUUCGCGUUGAUCCAGAGCAGGAACACCCGCCCAAAUACCACGGCAGUGCGCGCGCCCUCGGCCGCCGGAUCCUCCCCUUCCAAUGAGACUUUGUGACUGUGUCUACCAACUCUCCUAUGAGGACACCCGUGGGCUGCAGGCAGCUGUUCCGUUGUAGGCUCUCCCUCCCCUCUCCCACUCACAGCCCUGCUGGAAGACUCACCACUACCAUUGGCAGAGCAGGAAAAAGCCCUACAACUACCUUAAAGGAUUGAGACUAUGCGCAGACUUUGCCUUUCCUAGCCAUCACAACUAAAUCUGGCGACACCAGACACCAGUCUUAACGAGAAUGGAGUCGGUGAAACAAAGGAUUUUGGCUCCGGGAAAAGAGGGGAUAAAGAAUUUUGCUGGAAAAUCCCUCGGACAGAUCUACAGGGUGUUGGAGAAGAAGCAGGACACCGGGGAGACCAUCGAGCUGACCGAGGAUGGGAAGCCGCUGCAGGUGCCGGAGAAGAAGGCGCCGCUGUGUGAUUGCACCUGCUUCGGCCUGCCGCGCCGCUACAUCAUAGCCAUCAUGAGCGGCCUGGGCUUCUGCAUCUCCUUCGGCAUCCGCUGCAACCUGGGCGUGGCCAUCGUGGACAUGGUCAACAACAGCACCAUCCACCGUGGGGGUAAAGUCAUCAAGGAGAAAGCCAAGUUCAACUGGGACCCGGAAACCGUGGGGAUGAUCCACGGGUCUUUCUUCUGGGGUUACAUUAUCACGCAGAUUCCCGGCGGAUACAUCGCGUCCCGGCUGGCGGCCAACAGGGUUUUUGGAGCUGCCAUCCUCCUCACCUCCACCCUCAACAUGCUGAUCCCGUCUGCAGCCAGAGUGCAUUAUGGAUGCGUCAUCUUCGUUAGAAUAUUGCAGGGACUUGUGGAGGGUGUCACCUACCCAGCCUGUCAUGGGAUCUGGAGCAAGUGGGCCCCUCCUUUGGAGAGGAGUAGGCUGGCUACCACCUCCUUCUGUGGUUCCUACGCUGGAGCUGUCAUUGCGAUGCCUUUAGCAGGAAUUCUCGUGCAGUACACUGGCUGGUCUUCGGUAUUCUAUGUGUAUGGAAGUUUUGGCAUGGUAUGGUACAUGUUCUGGCUUCUGGUGUCCUACGAGAGCCCUGCGAAGCAUCCCUCCAUCACAGAGGAAGAACGGAGGUACAUAGAGGAGAGCAUUGGGGAGAGCGCAAACCUACUGGGCGCCAUGGAG